Haemonchus placei is the source of this 186-nucleotide messenger RNA. The record is from the annotation of a GenBank genome assembly. Lineage: Eukaryota; Metazoa; Nematoda; Chromadorea; Rhabditida; Trichostrongylidae.
AUGCUGUUACAGUUCUGUUUCAUAUUAUUGCAAUUUGUUAAGCCGACUUUCAACAAGGAGGAGACCGCUCGUCUAGUGCGUGCUACGAUGGUAGGCGAGGGCUUGAAAAUCAAUAUGGGCAGAUCGGCAUCGACGAUGUCGUCGACCACGCAGUUGCCGCGACCUUCUGGAGCGCAGCAACGCUAA